Olea europaea var. sylvestris is the source of this 2851-nucleotide messenger RNA. RefSeq lists its product as uncharacterized. NCBI's taxonomy places the organism in Eukaryota, Viridiplantae, Streptophyta, Magnoliopsida, Lamiales, Oleaceae. Bases 187 to 2445 code for a protein of 752 amino acids. The record is from RefSeq and is a predicted model, not a curated record. The transcript has 14 exons. Gene Ontology annotation, molecular function: nucleotidyltransferase activity; RNA binding. Gene Ontology annotation, biological process: RNA processing.
ACGAGAGCUCGCGUAGGAAUUGUCAAAUUUGGUUGGGUUGGCGAAGCCUGGGCUUGCUUGGUGGCCGAGUUCUUUUGAGAAAUUAUUUUUUUUACCAUAUCGCUCUCUUGUAAACUCUCCGCUGGCAACCUUGCAUUUCACCACUAGCAAAGGCAAAGCAGCCAUGAUGCCAGCCUGAUCUUUCUCAUGGCGUUAUCACAACCCGCCAAAAGCAAGCCGUUACUUUGUACACGGAAAUCCUUUCUCAUUCUCCAGAGGCUUAAAGGUACCUUUGUUGAAGAAGGGUGUCAACUUCGAUCAUCUGGUGAUAUGGGUUCGGCUUCUGGAUCAUCCCUUAGGCCAAGUCGAGAUAAUUUUUCAAAAUGGAGAAAGCUGGACUCGAGGAGCUUGGGGAUAACGAGGUCUAUGAUAUCUCUGUCUUCUUGGAUUGUUCUAAAGAUUCUACGGAGUGCAGGAUUUGACGCCUACUUAGUUGGUGGGUGUGUGAGAGAUUUACUUCUCAAUAAAGUCCCAAAAGAUUUCGACGUGAUCACGACAGCUGGACUUAAGCAGAUCCGGAAGAAGUUUCACAGUGCAGUAAUUGUCGGACGCCGAUUUCCUAUAUGUAGGGUCUCUGUUAAAGGCUCUAUAGUUGAGGUAUCAAGUUUCCAAACUGUGGCUGAACAAUCUGAAAGGAAAGAAGUUUGUAUGUCUCAAAUGCCAGCAGAUUGUACUCAAGGAGAUCUUACGCGCUGGAAGAAUUGCAUGCAACGAGACUUCACUAUUAACUGCUUAUUCUUCGAUCCUUUUGUGAAUGGAAUUUUUGAUUACACCAAUGCGAUGACGGAUUUAAGAUCCUUGAAGCUACAGACAGUAAUACCAGCUCACUUAUCGUUCAAAGAGGAUCGUGGAGGAGAGAGGAAUUUAUUACUUUCUCCUUCAGGAAGUUGUUAUAUUCCUUAUUUUCUUGAAAUUUCUAGAGCAUGGCUGGAGUUAAAUUAUAUGCUAUCCUAUGGAGCAGCUGAGCCCUCUCUCCUUUUACUUCACAAGUUCAAGCUGCUCGAAAUUUUUCUACCAUGUCAUGCAAUGUACCUUGCUAAACAGGCAGGAAAACAACCUGGCCUACGUUCCUCAAUGCUUAUGAGAUUAUUUUUCAAUUUAGAUCAGCUGAUUACGUGUGAUCGGCCUUGUGACUCUACUUUGUGGGUUGCGCUAUUGGUAUUUCACCUUGCAUUGAUUUAUAAUCCUCAACAAGCAGUUGUGGUUUUGACUCUGGCUUCAGUUCUUUAUCAUGGAAAGUGGAAGGAUAGUAUUAAAUUUGCUAGAGAACACGCUCCUGACACAUGUAUUUAUGCACCAGAAGUUUUAAACACUUCCGAUUUCUUAUCAGAUAAUGAAAUUGCUGAAAGAGUCACGCAAUUUGUAGUGCAAGUGCAAAAUUCUGUAGAUCUUUUAGUUGACACAGAUUGCCUUUUGAAAGCAAUGGCCAGUUUCCCAGAGUUUACAUGCUCAGGUCUGGUUUUCAUAUCCAGGAAAAUGGGGCAACAUGUCGAGCAUGUUUUUAAGAUCCUCACAAAAGAUAUUACAUCUUCGAAGACAGACAGAAAUAGCCUGGAGAUUGAUUACCGCUUGCUUGGAGAGGGAAACGUGCGUGAGAUUAGGUUUGUCCUGGGCAAAAUUAUACUGGACACUCUGGUUUGUGGGGAUGACAAAGACAUAGAAGUAUCCAAACGGAUAAAGUUUGAUUCCCAAGCAAUUGAUUUUCCACAAAAUAUGGAGUUUGAAAGUAUUCGGCAGACAUCAAUUUGUAUUAGGAAAGGUGACUCUAUAAGCAAGAUUGGUAAGAAGCGAAGCUUAUCAUUGCCUGAUAAUGAGCUCCUAUUGGACAAUGCUAGUAAGACAAGGUAUUUAGAAGGUAAUAGUUAUGUGGACAAUUUGAGUGAAAAUCAGAAGACAGUUGUGUGUAAGCAGCCCAAGAAGAUGGCUGAGAUUAAGCAAGAUUCUAUGGAAGAGAGAGAUUGCCAAGGUGUAGUCGAGAAGAGUCAGGAGGUAUCUGGCAAAGAAAAUGUUUGUUUACCGAAGGAUUGCUCAACUAAUGAUACUGAAAAUGUGGAGAGUAGUGAUUUGCAUCAAGGGGCGAUAAGCCAAAUGCUGGGAAAGUCGCAACACAAAUUGACGGCAAAGAAGCAGAAAGUGGUUGCAAAUAAAGAAUACCGAGAGAGUCCUGAGAAACAUAUAGAGUCUUUUGAGAAGGCGCACGAUAAGGUUACAAAAAGGCAUCACAUGCCUGAAGAGAAGCAUCACUUACCAAAGGAAAGAAUCAAGCGACAGGGAACAGCGACGGGAAAUGAAACUUCUGAUUCACCUGCUUAUGGGCUGGCUACCGAAGAGAAGGAAAAAGAUGAGCUUGGUAAGAGUGAGAAACAAGGAAGAAGAGGCCCUAAGCUCUCUUCCCUAUUCAAAUGAGCAGCAAAGAAUGGCAUCUGUGCUUGCUAUUCCGUUGAUAUGCAGGGGGAUUCCUUCUUCCCUCAUCGACUCACUUGUUUCAUUAUUGUAACUCAGAGAAUACUACUUGGAAGGAUCUGUGUGACAAAUGGAAAUGACAUUUCGUAUGACAUUGGUGAAUUCCGCAUAUCCUUUGCUAAAGCAACUUAAGCUAGCCAUUAAAUUUCUUUUGUUAAACAAAUAACCAAACAGAACGGGCUUAUAGAAUAGAUAUGUAGUCCCAUUUGUUUCUUCUCUUAUUGUGUUCAUUUUAUCGGAUGUAGCAGUCCUUGGGCAGAUCAAAGCAGCACUUGCAUUUGAUUCAUUCCUUGUGUUUGUACAUUGUCAAGUGCUAGUUAACGUUGUAAAAAUUUUAUUUAUUUUUUAA